CCAUUCAUUUUUUUUUCUUGUUGACUGUAUUUAAAUUUUGUUUUUGUUGAUAUACGUACCAGGAAAACAACCAACCUGGGUGAUUCCAUGGUGGGGCAUAACCGGCCUAAUGCACCUCAUCUGGCACAACAUUUCUCGUUAACUAAACAAACACAAGCAGAUUCUUCAGUGGCAAACCAGGAACCUCCGCAGUUGUCUCAGAUGCAUAAUAGAAAAGCAAGUUCUCAACAAUUUCAAGGUGAAGUUCGUGAUUUUCCAAGAUAGUUGCAUGUGAUGCAACCAUUGAAACAAACGCUAGAGCAGCACAAGUGGUCUCAGACUAGUGGACAACCGCCUCUACCAACUGGAAGCAGUUCUCGGGAAGUUGCUUACAAUAUUCCCAGAGCUGCAGUGCCUGCAAAUCCUCAGAUGCCUGAACUUCCAGAAUGUGAUUGGAGUGAGCAUACCUGCCCUGAUGGGCAUAAGUAUUAUUAUAAUUGUGUCACUCGUGAAAGCUUGUGGGAAAAGCCCAAGGAAUAUGGUUUGUUUGAGGAACAGUUAAAGAAUGAGAGACAGCAGCAAACUGCUGCCCACAAGCUUCAGUCUUCUUCCUUGGUUCUCUCUAAACAGCAACCUGCUCAAACACAAGAAAUUCAUUGCCAAACUCAUGUUGACCAUCAAAAUCUCCAACUAGAAAAACCUGCUCUAUCUGCGCCGGUAUAUUGAGAUGAUUUCUUUGGAGCAAUUCUUGACAACAUUUGUAGUUGAGGCCUUUAGAAUGGAAGAAUGUAUUUCACUAAUUUUUGUAUACAUUUCUUGUUUUGUAUUUA
Humulus lupulus (European hop) is the source of this 809-nucleotide messenger RNA. Its product is annotated as flowering time control protein FCA-like. The transcript is spliced from 4 exons. Lineage: Eukaryota; Viridiplantae; Streptophyta; Magnoliopsida; Rosales; Cannabaceae. The record is from RefSeq and is a predicted model, not a curated record. Gene Ontology annotation, molecular function: transcription coregulator activity; RNA polymerase binding. Gene Ontology annotation, cellular component: nucleus. The coding region runs from base 274 to 705 and encodes 143 amino acids.